AUGGCUCGUCGAGGCUCCGCGAAGCCCGUCAAGGCGGCAGCACGCGCCAAAGGUCCAGCCUCGCGGCCAAUUCCCGUGGCUUCCGCAAUUCCAUCAGCUCUUCCAUCAGCUGUCACGACCGCAUUGAACACUCCGAACAGCUCUACAUACCCAUCCACGUAUCCCUCUGAAGACGAGGGUGAACAUUUCGUUCGGAUCAGCAAUAUGGAGGAAUCACUUGAAGGCUUGUCACUGGAGGACGCGGAGAAGCAACGAGAAAAGAUUGCUGGAAAGAAAGUCCAAAAGCCAUUUCCACUCCUCGAUUUGCCACCCGAACUGCGUUUGAAGAUUUAUGGUUUUCAUUUCGCCACCAGCGGCAAUAGUGGUGACAAGGCCAUUGAUCUGGACCCAGACAACUAUAAGCGCAUUCACACACGUCUCCUGCCACUGCUGCGCACGUGCCGCACGGUCUAUAAUGAGGCUUCCUACUACUUCUACAGUACAUAUCCAUUCCGACUGUUUCCUACUCACUACGGGCGAUUCUUCAAGACGAAGAAGCCUUUGCUGGCUCGCCUAGCCCCUCGCCUUCGCGGGCAAAUUUCGACACUCGAGCUUCGAGUCGGCCCCGGCUGGAACAAACCUCCCCGGGGGUGGGUUGUCAAUGACGCCCUAGGCCUCCGCGACUGCGUCAGUGCGCACAAGCUUCGGGUGUUUGUCGAAUUCGACCCCGGCCACCCGGCUUUCCAGGGCUGGCGGAAGUCGGAUGGCUUUUACGAAGGGUUCUGCCAGAAACUGCUCGAUGAUGUCCUCAAAGGAGUUCCAUCGUUGACAGAAGUAGAGUUUGAUUCGUUCCCCAGCAUCAAGCUGUCCGGAGAUUUGAUGCAGAGGAUGCUGCAAACCACAUUGCAGCACGGUCGGCGUGUUACAUUUGGACCCGCAAGAGGCUGGAAGUCCAUUGAUGAUGUGGACGACGAAGAUACCCCAGGGCCCACGAGCGACGAAAUAGCCGCUAUGGACCUGUUAAACACCACAGCGCCUAUUGCGGUGGUGGUUUCUUAA
Messenger RNA from Pyricularia grisea, 1038 nucleotides. RefSeq lists its product as uncharacterized. The record is from RefSeq and is a predicted model, not a curated record. The transcript has a single exon. The coding region runs from base 1 to 1038 and encodes 345 amino acids. Lineage: Eukaryota; Fungi; Ascomycota; Sordariomycetes; Magnaporthales; Pyriculariaceae.